This is a messenger RNA of Hypomesus transpacificus, 3893 nucleotides long. It is a transcript of the gene gc2, whose product is annotated as guanylyl cyclase 2. Bases 1 to 3258 code for a protein of 1085 amino acids. Gene Ontology annotation, molecular function: protein kinase activity; ATP binding; peptide receptor activity. The record is from RefSeq and is a predicted model, not a curated record. Gene Ontology annotation, biological process: receptor guanylyl cyclase signaling pathway; intracellular signal transduction; protein phosphorylation. Lineage: Eukaryota; Metazoa; Chordata; Actinopteri; Osmeriformes; Osmeridae. The transcript has 18 exons.
AUGCCAUGCCUCCCCUCUCCCCCCUGUUUUUGCCUCUGGGCUCUGGGCCUCCUCCUCCUCUCCUCCCUCCCCUUCCUCCCCCAGGCCGGUGUGUUCCGAGUCGGGGUCCUGGGACCCUGGUCAUGUGACCCCCUGUUCGCCAAAGCCCGGCCCCAGUUGGCGGCCAUGUUGGCGGUGGAGCGUAUCAACCACGACCCCAGCCUGUCGUUGGGCGUGGUGUUCCAGUACGAGGUCCUGGAGGAGGACUGCCAGACAUCUCGGGCGCUAGGGGGUUUCCUGCGCAACCAUCCACGGGCCAACGCCUACCUGGGGCCUGUCAACCCAGGCUACUGUGAUGCUGCGUCCCUGUUGGCUAAGAACUGGAACAAGGCGCUGUUCUCCUGGGCGUGUGUGAACUACGAGCUGGACGAGCACCAGCGACACUCCACCUUCACACGCACUGUGCCCUCACCUGUCUGGGUGCUGCUCAGCCUAGCACGACACUUCCGCUGGGCCCACGUGGGCGUGGUCUCAUCAGCCGAGGACGUGUGGGUGGAUACGGCCAAUCAGGUGGCCAAUGGGCUGCGCAGCCACGGCAUCCCUGUCAUCAUCAUGGUAACGGCAGAAAAGGACGUCGCCUCCGUGCGUCGGGCCUUGGUGGCCAUCAAGAGAAGAAAGCACCUGCGCAUGGUGAUCCUCUGCAUGCACUCCGUUUUGAUUGGUGGAGAGACCCAGCGGUUGCUACUGGAAACGGCAUUGGACAUGCACCUGACGGACGGGUCUGUGGUGUUCGUCCCGUAUGACACCCUCCUCUACAGCCUCCCGUACCGCGACACGCGCUACCCCGCCCUGCUCAGCAACAGCAAGCUAAGGAGAGCCUACGACGCCGUCCUCACUGUCACCAUGGACUCUGAGGAGAACUCCUUUCACACAGCCUACCAGCGGGCUGUGGAUACAGGCCUACUGCCCAGACACACCCAUCCUUUACAGCUGUCUCCUCUCUUCGGGACGAUCUACAGCUCCAUCCUCUUCAUCGCCAACUCCCUGCAGAGCGUGCGUGAGUCCGGGGCCUGGCCGUCUGCCGCCAACCUGGUGCAGCACUCCCGGAAUAUGGCCUUCAACGGCUUUAGCCAGCGCGUCCGCACCAACUCCACUGGGGCCAGUCUGCUGUCCUACCUGGUUCUGGACACGGACGGGCUGACCUGGCCAUUGGUGCCCACCCACAGCCUGGACCUGGAGGCUGGCAUGGUCAGGGCCCUGGGCCGGCCCAUACACUGGGCGGGGGGGGCCCAGCCCAGCCCGGACCCCAGCUGUUGGUUCUCCUCGCACACAAUCUGUAGUGGAGGUGUGGAUCCGUUUGGGCUGGUGCUGGUGUUGCUGAUUCUCGUGCUGGUUCUGGUUCUGUCUGCUGCGUUGGGCUACUGGGUCCGCCGUCGUGUGAUGCAGGCCCGGCUGCUCCGAGGCCCGGGGAAGAUCCUGCUGACCCUGGCAGAUGUGACCUUCAUCAACCUGUCCCUGAGCAACAAGAAGGUCAGCCUGGACAGCAAGGUGAGUGACAUGGGUGGCCCCACCUCACCCUUAUCGGCCUCCACCAUCUCCCCGGCAACCUAUGAGAACUCCAACAUUGCCAUGUAUGAGGGAGACUGGGUCUGGAUGAAGAAACUCCCAUCUGGAAGCUUCAAAUCCAUCACUCCCCAGACCAGUGAUGUGUUUGAGCUGAUGAAAGAUAUUCGUCAUGAGAACGUGAACCUGUUCAUGGGGUUCUUCCUGGACUGCGGAGUGUUUGGAAUCAUGACAGAAUUCUGUUUACGUGGUAGCAUCCAGGACCUGCUACGUAACGACAACGUCAAACUGGACUGGAUGUUCAAGUCCUCCCUCAUACUUGACCUCAUCAAGGGUAUGAGGUACCUGCACCAUCGAGGGAUCUGCCAUGGCAGGUUGAAGUCCGGCAACUGUGUUGUGGAUGGUCGCUUUGUGCUGAAGAUCACUGACUACGGAUACAAUGAAGUUCUGGAGGCCCAGAGACUCCCACGCACCCCUCCCUCUGCUGAAGAGCUGCUAUGGACAGCUCCAGAGCUGCUGCGUGGGUCAGGCCAGCUGGGGUCUCUCCCGGGAGACAUCUACAGCUUCUCGAUCGUCGUGCAGGAGAUUGUGCUCAGAGGACCUCCCUACUGCAUGAUGGACAUGACUGUUGAGGACAUCAUCCAGAGGAUCAAGAAGCCUCCUCCUCUGUGCCGGCCACUGGUGUCUCCAGACCACGCCCCCCUUGAGUGCAUCCAGCUGAUGAAGCUGUGCUGGAGUGAGCAACCAGACAGACGCCCCGACUUCAACCUCAUCUUUGACCAGUUUAAGAACAUCAACAAGGGAAGGAAGACCAACAUCAUAGACUCCAUGCUACGCAUGCUGGAGCAGUACUCAUCCAACCUGGAGGAGCUGAUAAGGGAGCGGACUGAGGAGCUGGAGAUAGAGAAGCAGAAGACAGAGAAGCUCCUCACACAGAUGCUGCCUCCCUCGGUGGCUGAGGCCCUGAAGACAGGCAGUGUGGUGCAGCCGGAGCACUUUGACAGAGUCACGCUGUACUUCAGUGACAUCGUGGGCUUCACCACCAUCUCGGCCAAUAGCGAGCCCAUCGAGGUGGUGGACCUGCUCAAUGACCUCUACACAUUGUUUGAUGCUGUUAUAGGAGACCAUGAUGUCUACAAGGUGGAGACCAUAGGUGAUGCCUACAUGGUGGCGUCAGGGCUUCCAGUUGCUAAUGGCGACCGUCACGCGGCUGAGAUUUCCAACAUGGCACUGGACAUUCUGAGCUCUGUGGGGUCCUUCAAGAUGAGGCAUAUGCCCGACGUCCCCGUGCGCAUGCGCAUAGGCUUACACUCAGGUCCAUGUGUUGCAGGAGUGGUGGGUCUCACCAUGCCCCGCUAUUGUCUAUUUGGAGACACCGUCACCACCGCCUCCAAGAUGGAGUCCACUGGAAUGCCGUAUCGUAUCCAUGUCAGCCACAGCACAGUGAAGAUCCUGCUGCAGCUGAAGGAGGGCUACAAGGUCCAGCCGAGAGGAAGCCCCGAACUGAAGGUCAAGGAACUGGGAGACACCUACUGGCUGAUUGGCAAGGACAGCUUCACCAAGCCUCUGCCCAUCCCUCCAGAGGUCAAGUCUGGGAUGCCGCGGGACUUUAAGCAGCUCCUUCGGAAGGCCGUGAGGAGGCUCUCCACUGUGCGCCAUGUUACUGAGCUGCCUACUGGAGGCGAGGAGGACAACAUCAUGAUACACCACCAUUGACAUUGGAACAUUAGAACACUUGAACCUUGGAACACAUCUGAAAUAUACUGAAACCCUGGAAUACCUCACUGGGAACACUGGAACUCUGAAACACCUGUCUGGAAACACUGGAACACCUCACUAGGAACACUGGAACCCUGAAACACCUCACUAGAAACACUGGAACCCUGGAACACCUCACUAGGAACAUUGGAACACUGCAACACUGGAAUAUCUCAUGAGGAACACUGGGACACCUCACCAGGAAACAUGGAACUUCACUAAGAACACUGGAACAGUGCAACACUGGAACACCUCCCCAGGAACACUGGAACACAAGGGCAUUGGAACACUUGAACACCUCACUUAACACAUCCUCGGUGAUCCUCCACCCUCCUCCUCUCCCCCCCAGCCAAUCUUCCUUGAAGUUCUUGAGAGAUAGGUGGUUCAGCAUAUCACAGUGGGCACAGCAGGGGUUUAAUCUCACCGUUAUGAUUAGAAAGAUCUCCUCUAAGGACAUUCUGCUGGUCUAAACAUAGACUCUGAGGAUUAAUGAGUCCCAGUCUAUACCACUUAAUCAGUGAGCUUUACUUCCUCACCCUCCUCUCCUUCCUCUCCCUCCUUUCCCUUCUCACUCUCCUCUCCCCCCUCUCCUU